Messenger RNA from Oryzias latipes (Japanese medaka), 2093 nucleotides. Its product is annotated as integral membrane protein 2A. Gene Ontology annotation, biological process: negative regulation of amyloid precursor protein biosynthetic process. The record is from RefSeq and is a predicted model, not a curated record. Gene Ontology annotation, cellular component: extracellular exosome; Golgi apparatus; plasma membrane. NCBI's taxonomy places the organism in Eukaryota, Metazoa, Chordata, Actinopteri, Beloniformes, Adrianichthyidae. Gene Ontology annotation, molecular function: amyloid-beta binding.
ACCGGAAGCGCUCGGCAGAGCGGUGGAAGCAAAGUGCGUCACACAGCUGAGCCGCAGAGGAAGACAGCAGAGAACCUCAACCCGCGGCUGCAUCGCCGAACAGCACGCCCCGCGUCGCAGAAACCCGAGCCUCCGUCCGCGCGGCAGCAUCAUGGUGAAGAUCGCCUUCAACUCGGCUCUGGCGCACAAGCCGCUCAGCAAAGAGGCUGCGGCCGCUGCCAAGGAUCCUGAAGCGGCCUCUGUCCCCGUGGUUGCAGAGGGAUCAACGGGUCGCUGCCUGCUCACCCUGCUGGGCAUAGCCUUCAUCCUGAGUGGGCUCAUCGUGGGGGCGGCAUGUCUGUACCGGUAUUUCACCCCAAAGAGGCUGUACCACGGCGCCAUGCAGUUCAGCGACGUGUUAACCCCCGAGGAGAGCCAGCCGUACUACCUGCCACGGGUGGAGGAGGAGGUGGAAAUCUCCGACAACAUGGCGGUCAUCAGCGUGCCCCCGCCUCGCUUUAGGCCAGGAGACCCCGCGUACAUCCUGCAUGACUUCCACAGGAAGCUGACGGCGUACCUGGACCUGACUCUGAGGACCUGCUUCGUGAUCCCCCUCAACACCUCGGUGGUGCUCCCCCCUCAGGACCUCAUUGACCUCUUCUCGCAGCUGAUGUCCGACUCGUACCGCAGCUAUCUGGUGCACGAGGACCUGGUGGUGACUGAGCGCAUCGACGACGUCAAGCCUCUGGGCUUCUACAUUCGCCGACUGUGUGACGGAAAGGAAACCUACAGGAUGCAACGCCGUUCCAGCCUGCCAGGCGGAGGCAUCGAGAAGCGUUCGGCCGAGGACUGCUUCACCAUCCAUCACUUUGAGAACAAGUUUGUGACGGAGACCCGGAUCUGCAAGGCCUGAUGGGAAAGCACAAGCAAAAAAGGGUGGUUGAGCGGCAGAGUGUGAGUCACAGAGGGAACGGAAAAGAGUUGGUGGGAGGUGAUGAAACCGACUGCAGAAGAGAGCUACUUUUGUACAAAAACUCCGGUGUUUGCCUCUUGCUUUUUCAGCUAGUGUCGAGUCGAUUUAAGUUCCCGCAUUUGAACCUAUAAGCCUCUCCUCUGCCCCAAACAUGCAGACGUCUUAGCUGUUUUGCUCAAUAUUCUCUAGCUUAUGUGUUGCAAUUAACCCAAGUUGAGUUUCCGUUGACGAUGGUUUUGUUGCUGUAGCUUUCUGCAAACACAUUUUAUUGCUGUUACUGUGUUCUAACACCUUAUGAUUGGAAUUGUUAGUCGUUCUGCUGAAAAGUGAAAUCCUUCAUGUCAGACAUGUCUUGUGUGAUCCUACUCAUGCCAGUAACCUAAAAACAGAUGUGUCCGUAUAUACUACUAUAGGAGUAAUAGCAUUGAUGUUUCCGGGCAAGCGCAAGUACAUUACACACGUAGGAGUCCUUUUCAUUCCUUUUUAUCGACGAUCCGAGAUGCACACGACCGGUUCUGUAGAUACUUCUAUUACCCCAGACCUCUUCUGUUUGUGUUGUGUAUUAGCGUAACCAAUCGUAAGCACUCUGGCACCGUCGACAUGCAGGUAUUGUGUUUGAAAAAUGAAAGAAAUUGCACACUGAAACCGAAAGAUUCCAGUUUGAAGACCGGAUGAGGAAAAAGGGAAAUUUCACAAGCCGAAAGCAUCAUUUUUCUAAUUUGAAGUCUGAUUUUAAAAUUUGAGAGUUCCUGAUUUAUUGUUCUUGGAGACUGCUGUAAGAAUUUUUGUUUUAGUUUUACCAGAACAGCUUAGCUGCUUGGAUUUGUUUGAAGUGAUUAACUUUUACGUCGGUUUGUUUGUAAAGCAAUUCAAAGUGCUUUGCAGAAAAAUAAUUGAUAGAUACAAUUUAAUAAAAGUGUGAGCAAUAAAAAUGUUAUUAAAUUAGAAAAAGAAAAAAACCUUGUGUUGAAUAACUUGAGUCAUUUUAGUUGGUUCUGGGAGACAAUCAGUGAGAAGUUAAAGUUGGCUUUGGACUACUUUUGUAAAAGAACGCUUCAAGAUUUGAAUGAAAUGUGUGUACACUACUAAACCGAGCUGAACCUGGUUGUUGAAUAAAGUUUCUUUUCUUUACCUACCGAAA